This is a messenger RNA of Neopsephotus bourkii (Bourke's parrot), 1064 nucleotides long. RefSeq names its product cytochrome b-c1 complex subunit Rieske, mitochondrial. Gene Ontology annotation, biological process: mitochondrial electron transport, ubiquinol to cytochrome c. Gene Ontology annotation, molecular function: quinol-cytochrome-c reductase activity; 2 iron, 2 sulfur cluster binding. The transcript is spliced from 2 exons. The record is from RefSeq and is a predicted model, not a curated record. NCBI's taxonomy places the organism in Eukaryota, Metazoa, Chordata, Aves, Psittaciformes, Psittacidae. The coding region runs from base 76 to 897 and encodes 273 amino acids. Gene Ontology annotation, cellular component: membrane.
GCGUGACGUUAGCGCGUGCGCGUAGUGCACUGCUGGCGGAAGGUCGCAGCGGUGACCGGUCGUGCAGCUGACGCCAUGUUGUCCGUGGCUGCCCGCGCCGGGCCCUUCGCGCCGUUCCUAUCCGCCGCGGCGCACGCCGUGCCCGGCCCGAGGAAGCCGCUGGCGGCGGCCGUGGCGCGUCGGGCCGAGAAGGUGCCGCUGGACCUGAAGGGGCCACUGCUGUGCCGGGAGUCCCUGAGUGGACGGUCUGCCCGGGGGGGGCUCGUUGCCGGCGCCAGCCUCAACGCACCCGCCACUGUUCGUUAUGUCCAUAAUGAUGUUGCAGUACCCGACUUCUCUGCCUAUCGUCGCCAAGACGUGCUAGAUCCCACCACAUCUUCUCAAAGCAGCAGUGAAUCUAGAAAAGGGUUUUCUUACCUUCUGACUGCAACAACGUGUGUAGCAACUGCCUACACUGCUAAGAAUGUUGUCACCCAGUUUAUUUCCAGCCUUAGUGCUUCUGCUGAUGUACUAGCGCUGUCAAAGAUUGAGAUCAAGUUAUCUGACAUUCCAGAAGGCAAGAACAUGGCUUUCAAGUGGAGAGGGAAGCCGCUUUUUGUGCGUCACAGAACCCAGGCAGAGAUUGAUCAGGAAGCUCAAGUUGAUCUGGCUACCUUGAGGGAUCCACAGCAUGACUUAGACAGAGUUAAGAAGCCAGAAUGGGUCAUACUCGUGGGUGUCUGCACCCAUCUUGGUUGUGUGCCCAUUGCCAACUCUGGGGAUUUUGGCGGGUAUUACUGCCCUUGCCAUGGGUCCCACUAUGAUGCCUCUGGCAGAAUCAGGAAAGGCCCUGCUCCCUACAACCUCGAGGUUCCCACUUACCAGUUCCUGGGUGAGGAUGUGGUGGUUGUGGGCUGAGUAACGGUAUGCUCACUCAGUUCCCAUGAAUGUGCACUCAGAAGGGUUAACUGAAAUUGUGGAGUUCUGUAAAACCAUACUAGCUGUCUAGGUUCGCAACCAGACGAUGUUUGAGUACUUCUGUGUUCAAUUUUAAAUAAAAACUUGGAGUGAGCGCAUGUUCCUGA